UGUAAAUACUUUACUUAUUUUGUCUCUCUUAGCGCAUUUCCCAGAUCCCCUUACCAAUGAAGACAGUACCAGACAGCAGAGACAAGAUUAUAGUUGGUGUCGGCGCUGGCGUCAUGGUCCUGAAUUUUCUAUUUUUGAUUUACACGUUCAGGCAACGCAGCUAUCUGCCUCUGAAGUUGAAAAACCUUACAAACAUAUUCGCGUCAUCCGUUGCUAUGUUAUUUUGGAUGAUCGGCACAAUCUAUUGCUACAAUAACACCUUUCUUACGCGUAACCGGGCCAUCUGCAUCCUGACACUGGGCAUAUUUCGCAUGUCGCUAGGCGGAUUCCUGUUUGUCGGGCUGUUCAUUUAUAGAGUGUAUCACUUUAUACUGAUAUUCUCUUUCAAGCAGCGACCAACGGGGUGGUACUUCUUCCUACCGACAUGCACAAUGGCCACGCUAUCUGCGGCAUACGCAAUUGCGGCAGCAGCUCUCCCGCCAAGAUACGGGUUUCGAUUACAAUGCGGAGCAGGGUGUAUGCGAAGCCAACCAGCCAAUUUACUACACUGGCAUCGGAAUAAUUGCGCUGCAGAUGAUUGCCGCGGUAUCGCUCGUUAUUCAUGCUCGCAAAAUGACGCCGCUGUUUAAUGAGUUUGCCGAGAUGGUGGUGAUUCUGGUCGCUAUGUCGACCUCGGUUGGCCUGUCAGUCGCCUUUAGGUGGAUCAUACGUGGCGAUGAUUCGCGUGUCGUGAUUGGUAUCAUCAAUACCAGCCUGCUGCUUGUUGCAUGCCAGAUAUACUUUAUUGCGCUGCUAGGCCGCCCGAUAUUUCACGCUCUGGUAGAUCGUGAGGAGUACCUGGUGUUUAUGCUACACAGGAUGAAAGAAAGUAACCUGAUGACAGAGUACGAUAUUUCCCGCCAGCAACAAAAGCAGCAGCAGCAGCAGCAUCAACAGCGGACAGAAACAGCAGCCACUCUACAAAGGAUAACAGAUCCCUCCCUGCGGUCGACAUUCACAGUUGAUUCUCAAGUUGGCCACACUGACAGUUUUCUGAUCUACGAAUCAGACCCGCAGAUGCACAUGGUCUUGGUUGACUCAUGGAAAGCAAGGCAAAGCUCGAUUUACCCUGACCGUCGCAUUGUCUAGAAUGUAGAUAGUCUUGUCUCUCAGGCUGUCCACGGUACAAAAGAGAACCCAGCGACUGUGUACUCGCGAUCGGUCUGGUUAGUGCUAAAAUUAAGUUUUCUAAACCCUCAUUUUAUAUUAAUAGUUCCAGUGUAUCCUUGUC
Messenger RNA from Linderina pennispora, 1270 nucleotides. RefSeq lists its product as uncharacterized. The annotation marks the transcript as partial. The record is from RefSeq and is a predicted model, not a curated record. NCBI's taxonomy places the organism in Eukaryota, Fungi, Kickxellomycota, Kickxellomycetes, Kickxellales, Kickxellaceae. The transcript has a single exon.